Messenger RNA from Aspergillus calidoustus, 672 nucleotides. The record is from the annotation of a GenBank genome assembly. Lineage: Eukaryota; Fungi; Ascomycota; Eurotiomycetes; Eurotiales; Aspergillaceae.
AUGUCCGACGAUGCCUCCCGCAAAGCUUUUAUUAUAAAGCACAUGAACGCCGACCACAAGCGCUCCCUCUCCCUCUACCUACGCGCCUACUGCGGCCUCUCCGCAAAAGCCUCCACCUCCCCAACCCUCGAAGACGUCCGCCUCGACGACAUGGUUAUCUCCACGCCCAACGGAGGCCGUUUUACAAUCCCCUUCACGCCCCCUCUCAAAUCCCUGACAGACACCCGCGCGCGCGUCGUCGCAAUGCACCACGAAUCCCUGCGCCGCCUCAACCUCUCCGACACAAACAUAACAACCUACGCGCCACCGAAGGGCGGUCACAUCUUGGGCUUCGCGCUCUGUCUCGCUGUGUUUCUGGGCUAUUCGCGACGCAGCAAUUUCGAGGCCGGGUCGCUGCUCUACGACGGGGUGGGGUUGGACCGGUUUCCGCGUUUCACGGAGUUUAGCUAUAAUUGGCAGCCGUGGGUGUUGGGGUUCAUGGUGAUUGUGCAUGGGUUUGAGGCUACGGUUCUCUUGGGAUGGAUGCGGUUGAAAAAGUACAAUGUCAAAGUCUUCUCGGGGCUGUGGUGGGUGUGGAUGGUUUCGGGGUUUGUGGAGGGGUUCCAGGCUUGGGUGAGGUUUGACGCAUUGGUUAAGAAGGUUGAGAAGGAGGGGCAUGAGAAAUCUACUUGA